AUGUACCAGCCACGAAGAAAAACUUACGUCCUGGCCAUUGGCCUGUUGUUCAUAGCCACCUUCUCACUUCUAUCAUUCUCGCAUUUAUCCGGAAUAGACGGUGGUGAAGGAUCUUCUCUUGGCGACAGUAUUGAGAAACUGUCUUCGCAUUUCCAGGGUCCCGACCCAAUAACAGGUUCUACUGGCAGUUUACCAAAUGAAGUAGAAACCGAGUCUGCUGGCGAAGAGGUUGUUCUUACUGGCGCACUCACUACAGAUGACUUUGAUCCUCAUAAAAUAGCACCAAAGACGCAUCACUCGUACAUGAAAGACUUUGAUAGUAUCAAUCGUUACGAGACUGCCGAGACCUGGAGAAGUCCCGAUACUUUUGCACCCACAUAUCCUCCUCCUAGUACUUAUGAAAGACCUAAGGUGCCUCACUGGUCGAAAUAUGCUUCCAAAGGCGAGUUUCUUAAACAGCCUUUGGUAGCGGAUUAUGCAGAUGGUGCUGAAAAGAUCUUCCUGAUGAUCAAAACCGGUGGUGAUGUGCUGUGGAACCGUCUUCCCAUCCACCUCGUAACAACCCUGACCAGAGUGCCAUUUUUCGCUCUGUAUGCAGAUAAACCAGGUUCUAUUGGCGGUUAUGAAGUCAUUGACAUUCUUGCUAAUGUGACUCAGGAGACUUAUGAGUCUCGUCAAUUCGAAAAGUACAGAAAAAUGCGAUAUUUGCACAACCAGCAUGGAGUAUACGAUGCAUCUCAGGUCAAAAUCGACGGUGGCUGGGAUCUUGACAAGUUCAAGAACAUUCCUAUGCUUUAUCACGCAUAUAAUGCAUCGCCAGAAUCCGACUGGUUCAUCUUUAUGGAUGCCGACUCGUAUAUUAUGAUGGACGUUAUGACCAAGUGGUUAAAGACUUUGGAUCCUAACGAGAUUCUGUAUAUGGGAUCUAUUGCCAUGUAUCUCGACCUGCCAUUUGCACAUGGAGGAAGUGUAGUUGUGCUUUCCAGAAAAGCUCUUGAAGAGACAAUUGGUACCCAUCCCGAGUAUCUUGCCGAGUACGAGAAAAAGGCGUUUGACAACUGUUGUGGAGACGUUUUAGUUGCCGAGAUGUUAAAAGACAAGGUUAACAAGUAUAUUUCCAGUGGACCUGAUUACCCACACGUUCAUUAUCGAUUCCAAGGCAAUUCGUUCUACGAUUUCUAUGCCAAGGCUGACAACUGGUGCGAGACUAUUACCACUUUCCACCAUCUGACAGCACAUGAGAUCGAGGUUCUGUACGAGUACGAGAAACUGCGCGGUCCCAACAGAGACCACCUGACCUACUACGACAUGUACAGAGACUUCUACCUUCCAUAUGUGGACGAGAAGAUCGAGAUGUGGGACAAUCUUGCAUCGAGCCAAAGCUGGAAAAAGGAGAACACCGAUAGAGAGAAGCCGUUUGACGGCGAGAUCCUGCCUUAUGAGAGUUUUGAAGAGUGUAAAAAGGCAUGCGAAGCCACUAACUGGUGUCUUGACUACCGAUUCAACCACGAUACCCAUGAUUGCGGACUCGGAGACAGUAUCCAGCUCGGCAAGCCUAUUCUCGAGUGGGAGAAGGAAAAGAACGGCGAAAAGCAGCACCGAAUCACCUCUGGAUUCAACAUCAAGCGUAUUCGCGAAAUCCGCAAGACCAAAAAGUGCGACGCCCUCUUCGAAUCCAAAACCGAAGAACACCCGGACGGCAGCGACCACGAUUUCUACGAAGGCUGGUUCCUGCGUCGAACCGAGAAAAACCUCGAAGAGCAAAAAGACCCUGCCCGUAAAGAAAGGCUGGAAAAAGAAAAAGAGCGUGCCAAAGAACAAGAAAAGGACCACGCCGCCGACUCCAAGGACUCGAACUAG
Sugiyamaella lignohabitans is the source of this 1860-nucleotide messenger RNA. RefSeq lists its product as uncharacterized. The record is from RefSeq and is a predicted model, not a curated record. The transcript has a single exon. Lineage: Eukaryota; Fungi; Ascomycota; Dipodascomycetes; Dipodascales; Trichomonascaceae. The coding region runs from base 1 to 1860 and encodes 619 amino acids.